Fusarium sp. VM40 is the source of this 7179-nucleotide messenger RNA. The record is from the annotation of a GenBank genome assembly. NCBI's taxonomy places the organism in Eukaryota, Fungi, Ascomycota, Sordariomycetes, Hypocreales, Nectriaceae.
AUGGCCAAAGCGACUGUUCCACCUGAGCCUGAGAAUGGAGGGCCUUGCACUGCUAACCGGGACCGCCACAACAAACAGGCCGCUGUAAAGACGUCUUCUACAACGUCGUCACCUGCUCCUCCUGGUGCGUUUGCACAGGACGGUAACGGAGCUUAUCCCUCUCGAUCCCGCCCUGCUUCACCGGCAUCUCCCACCUUGUCGAACACUUCAACCGUCGACGGAGAAGAGGAGAUUGAAUCUUCCCCCGUCCUUCCUUCGCUUCAAGCUCCUCGACUCCCGGAAAGAGCGUUACAAUUCCUGAGGACGCCGCCUCCAGAGGACACUGAAUUUGGCACCGCUAGCUGGGGCUCUCCUUACCCCCAGUCAGACCGCAACCUCCGCCGUGAGAGCUCGGGCAGUGAAGCCUCAGACGAGUCUCUAAUUCAUCAUCUGGACAUUGCGACCCCGUUUCUACGUCCAAUUCCUGAUCUACUCCGAUCACAAUCCGACCCGCAAGGCUCCUCACUGAGUGCCGCCGCUGCCGUUCUUGCAAAUCGUGCCCGCAGGCCGACUCGUGGACUUACCGAGGAUUGGAUUCGCACUCAUACCACUGACGAUCCUAACGAAGAGAGUCGGCAUUGGUUCAGUGACGGAAGUGAAGGCGAGCACUCUUCAUUGAGCGGCUCCGAACCUGGUUGGUUGGAAGACGGCGAACCUCGCACUCCCCGACCUGCACAGAGAACAAUAAACGUUUCCGCGUCUCGAGACGGAUCUAGGCACCAUCCACGGGCCAGAUCUAGCAUCGAGACUCUCAGACCAGGGGAUUCCCUCAGCCCCAAAACGGGACAAAACAGCAGUAUGGCGACCUCCGAAGCCGCGCCAGCAACUCAUGACGCGGCAAGCGACAGGUCUCAGGCCGCCUCCACCCCGGAAGUACCUGUCGCAGAAAGCCCCAAGAAGCGUAUCCCCAGUAUCACUAAGAAUGGGGAGCCUACGCUGCCCUCAACACCGAGGAAGGGCACCGAAAAGCCUCUACCCAAAGAGCCAGCACCAACACCUCGGUUAAAGAAGAAGGUGCCAUGGAGAGGCAAGAAUAUCAUGGUUCUCAUCCCGCGAGACAUGGAACGAGGUCAGCCAGGAAAUGCGCCUAUGCCACUCCGUCAGCAUGAGAUACAGAGGAUGUUUUCAUCGUGGGAAGAGCUUGGAUAUGAUAUUUCAGGCUUUGAUCUGGAAGUUGAGGGUUAUCAAGUCGAGGGCACAGCGGAUUCUCAAACUCGAGAUGCUUGGCCUGAUUUUGAUGAGGUAGCCAAAGAGAGAGAGGAACACAGUUUCAAAGUUACACUUCCCGAUUUAAAUGCUUGGAACAACUAUAUGAAUGAGCUUCAAGAGGCGAAGUUGCGAGCGCUUGGAGUAUCUUUUGGCGAUGACGAGCCCGAUCAACCCUCGCCUGCGGCAACAGAUCUUAGUCGCCAACCCUCCGCUCAGUAUCCUCCUCUCCCUUUCUCCCCUCCUCUCCCAACCUCAUCAGCUUCCAGUGGCCAUGCUCUGCCUGGAUUUCAACCAGGGCAUUUUGCACGAGCGUCAACGCAUAGUCCUGGACUCUCCCACAGGGCCUCGCCACUUUCUUUUUCUGGCUUGCCUGGCAAGUUCAACUCGCGACAGUCAGUAUCCUUCCCUGCAAACAGCUCGCCUUUUGGCUACCAACAGCCCCCGCAGGGUUGGCCUGGUGUUAAUCGCCACGAUUCGCCUUCGAUCGUAGGCAUGAUGUCUCCUCACUCUCCAUUCGGACCAGAGAGCCCUGGCAUUAACCUCCACCAGCGCCACCAGUCCUUGCAGUAUCCUAUGAUGCCCCAUCAACAAUUCUCAUACUUGCAGCCCGCUCGAAACUCUCCUCGCCUACAAGAAGUCCUUGAAGACGAGGAAGAGGCGCCGGUCAAGAGCCCAGCGAAGACACCUGAGCCUCCUCAACAACAAAACACAGACACUCUGCAAGCCGAGAUUGACGAUGCCGAGUAUCACCUCGAAGAGCAGCUCCGCAAUGAGUUGGAACAUGAGGACUACAAUCCGCAGCCUCAAAACGAGCAGCCCGCAAGUCUUCCAGAUCCAUUUGUUCCUGCCCCCGCUCGUCAGGCAUCCGGCCAAUUCCCAGUUCAGGAACGAUUUGCCAAUGAGCAGUCCAAACCUCUGGUCCUGCAUCACCCUCGACCCCACAGUCGUGGCCACUCACUAUCUCAGGGGUACUUCCGUGACCAUAAUGAGAACAGCGUUACAGCUGAUGAAAGCAACCUUACCAAAUUUAGCAGCCUCAACGAAAUUGCCGAGUCUCACAAACCAGAGGAGGCUUAUGAGAUUGAGACCAACCCUAGUAAUCUUGGUACACCUGCCCAGGAGUUUGAUUUCCCUGGAUUUGGUCACCAGAAGAACUUUUCAACAGCUAGCAACCCCUGGAAUGAUGCAAGUUCUGUUGACAGCAGCCGCAAGAUGGACAGGCGCUCGAGCCAUGUUAGCAAACCCUCGUUGUCUAAACUUAAUGUGAAGGCACCUGAGUUCAAGUUCAACCCAGCGAGUUCUUUCACUCCAGGCCAGUUCGAUUUCGGCAGCAAGAGCAACACCUUUCAACCUGGUGCUAGCGCCUUCGAACCCACUGCUAAUAGCUUUGAGCCCACUGCCAGUGCCUUCAAGCCUGGUGUCGGAACCUUUCAACCCGGUGCCAGCAGCUUCCAACCUGGCGCAGGUACCUUCAGACCUGGUGCUAGCAGCUUCCAGCCAACUGCGAGUACCUUUGAGCCUAUGGCCGCUACCUUCCGGCCUACUAUCAGCACCUUUGACCCAAACAAUUUCCAGGCUGCUAGCUUUGAGCCUCCUGGUUUCCAACCUGCAGUCUACCAGGCCAAUACCAGCUUCCCUGAUACGAACAGGCUCAGCUCCCCUCCUGUGAAGCAGCCUUCAUUUGUGACACCGGCGAAGAUUAACGCUGCUGCGCCGUCUUUCUCCCCAGGUGAUAGUACUUUCAGCUUCUCAACCUCAGGUCCCAAAUUCAACGUUGCCGCACCUGAAUUUACACCUCAUUCCGAUUCAUUUGUUAGUCCAGUCAGUCAGGGCCAACGCGGUAGCAUCUUUGGAAGCAUUGAUGUUAGCUCGGACGACAUGCUGUCAAACAAGAAGUCAAAGGCUGUCCCGAUUGUCAGACCAUCCAGUCAAUCGUCUGCCAAAUCCGAAGAGCCCGAGCAGCAGUAUGAUUCUGAGGGUCGUGCUUUGGCUGAUGAGAAUAGAGUCAAGCGUGCACGUAGCUCUGCACCUGGUGGUGAUGAUGUACCAUUGUUUGCAGAGCAGCCUGCUCAAGACGAUGUUUCAGCACAAGAAACUCAGCAGACUACACAAGACGAGCACCUGCCUGCUGAUACCUCAAUGUCAUCCAUCGUCACUUCAGAUCAGGUAGAUACCAAGGCCACUACCGCUGCUCCCUCUGCAGCGCCUUCUGUUACCUCACCGAACGAGAACAACAACUGGAAGCCUUUCGAGUUUGAAUCUAACCAGGACAUUCAAAGCUUCAACGACGCCCGACCGUUUGGAGAAGAUGACUUCAAACAUGGCCACAAGAAGAGCCUGUCUGCCACUGCUGAGCCCUUCCAGCCUGGAGCGAGCUCUUUGGGCGAGGCUACCCCUCCCACUGAACAAGAGGAGGAAUCCGACCCAUCUCCUGUGGCCAGCCCGGUACCUGCUCGUCCUGCAUCUGGCCUGGGUGCUUCUCGAUUUAGCACCAAUCAGCCUCAACCAAGGACGGUUUCCAAGGGGCUGGGUGCCUCUCGGUUUGCUGAUCUUCCCAAAUCUGUUAAGGGUUUGGCGGCAUCUCGCUUCGCCAAGAGUCCUACUCCCGAAGAGAAGCCCCUUCCCGCCCUUCCUCUGGAGGAUGGUGUUGUUGAGUCAGUCGAGUCUGACUUUGCGCCCGAACUCUCAGCUACUGUGACGCACCCUGCUGGUCGUGGUAUUAACGAGCCUACUUUCGAGGAGAUUGAUGCCGUUAUGGACCAAUUCUUUGACGAUCCUACAAUGGGCGUUAACAAAACACUGGAGGCUUCCCAGUGGCAACAGAACAGCCCCAUUCGCAAUUUAUCGACUAUUGCCAACUCUUCCCCCUACAAGCUAGACCCUGCGUCCGACCAUCACGCCCGUGACGAGGCCAGUUUGACCCCUCGGGAUUACCACCAGCUUCCUCGGACCUCUGUUCAGCCUAUGCCUAGUACGGAACUCGAGGAUCCUUUCAUCGACCCGCCCGAGAUACUCAACGCUGCCGAUGGUGCUGUUGAUGGCGAAAGUCUACCAGCUAGUGACUGGGAGGCUGCCUUUACUGAGGAUGAACAUGACAAGUUGGAAAACCGAGCACAAUUCUUUGAUGGGCGUGUCAAUGAAGUUGUGGGCACUUUGCUGGCAUCUCGUCUCGAACCGUUGGAGAAGACCUUGUUUUCUAUCCAGCAGGUUCUUGCGACCCGCGCUCGACGCACACCUUCCUCCCGGCGCGAUAUGCGUAGCGUUUCUGCCGAACUUCAACAGAGCGAUGCUGACGACGAGGAUGAGGAGCCUAUUUUCCGUCGUUCUAUCAGUCCCCGACGAGACCGACGUCUGGAUCAGAUCCGAAUCGCAGUCAUGGAGGGUCUUCAGGCUCAGCAGCGUAACAAAAUUGAAGCGUCACCCACUCCUGGCCCAGCUUCGUCAGAAAGCCCUUCCGCAGCUAUUCUUGAGGCCCUUGAGGGACUGAAGCAGCAGUUUAGCAGCAAUGCUAAUCGUGAUGAUGGUUUGAAGCAGAUGAUCCAGCAAGUUGUCGAUGCUCGUGUGCACACUGGCCCCAAGACCGAUGAAGCGGAGAAUCCCAAGCUCGCCGAGCUUCAGCAGAAGGUUACUGAUCUUGAGCAGCGCCUCUACUUUGAGCAGACUAAGGUCGAGAACGAGGUUUCUGAGCGACGCGCGGCUGAAGACUUGGCUGCUGAGCUGAACCGCAAGCUUCAGACGGCUGAGACACGCAUUGAAGUCGAAAUCAUCAACCGCAGCGUUUUCGAUCAGCGUGUGGUCGACCUUGAGGAGAGACUUAGGACAGCCGAAGAGGUCAGCGAAGAAGCUGUCAAUGCCCGUCGUGCUGCUGAAGACAAACUUACCGAAGCUCGUGUCCACCGUGAGACUGCUGCCGAAGAGCUGGUCCGUCUCCGUGAACUUGUUGAGCAUAGAGACCAUAAGCUUCGGUCUUUGGAGCAGGCCAACAGCAAGAGCGCUAUGCGCAUUGCCCUUCUAGAGGCUGCCCAGAACAAUGCCACUCAGGCUCAGCACGAGGCUAUUGCCAAGUGCAAGGGCAUGGAAGUCGAACUUAAGGAUGUUCGUCAAGACAACCAUCACUGGCGUGCGGAGGCUGAGCGAUAUGACGAAUCUUCGCGACAAAAGGGUGCUUCGCUGACUCGCGCUCUUGAAGACAACCAGCAUAUGCAUAAGUCUCUCACUACUCUCGCUACCCAGCUUGAGGAGAACGAACGUGUUCGCGAAAUGUGGCGCAGCAAGUUUAUAUCUCUUCAGGAGGAUAUGGGCAGAGCAGCACGCGAGAUUGCUGAAGAUAACGCUCGCCGUAUCCAAAAGGACCAGGCUAUGCUUGCUCGACAUGAAGUCCUGGACGCUCGUCUACAGGCUGAGGCUAAGACCCGCGAGCGCCUUGAGAUCGAGAUGGAACGUCUGCAAUCCAAUGAGCGAGCCGGCAUGCGCGCAACUAAUGAAUGCGCCCGCCUUGAGGGCGUCAUUGGCGAGCUAAAAACUGAGAACCUCAAGCUCGAGCAGAAAGCAAUGCGGCAUCAACGCGAAUUCGAGGAGGCCCGUGAGUCUGGUCUCAGUGAAGUCAAGAGAACUCGCAUGGCAUUGCAGACCGAGAUCGAUGCCGCCAAUAACCAAGUCAACUACAUCCGUGAGGAGCUUGAAGAGCACAACUCCAAGCUUCGUGCCGAGCUUGACAAUGUUAGACUUGAGGUUGAUACCGCCAAGGCCCAGAACGAGAUGUUUCUUGAGGAGGCUGAGAAUAGUAAGAUGGCUGAGGUUGGGGAGCUUACUCGCAAGCACCAGAAUGAGAUCGAAGAUCUUCAGACACGAUAUGAGCGACGAGUCCACAACGCUCAGGAGGACGCUCACAAAACUGAGCAACAUCUCUUGGAGCGCCUCAGCUUAUCUGCUUCCAAGACCGAGCAUCUUCAGGAUCGUAUACUUCAUCUCGAAGACAAGCUUGAAAUCGCCAAACAGGCGGCCCAGGCUGCCGCUCAGGCUGCCAAAUCUGCAGGAGCCGACAUCAACGUUCCUAUUGCUCAGCCAAGACAGCCUUCGCGAGACCUUGAACCCCCUGGAAGAAUUUCUCCCCAGGCUCUUCGCGAAUCCAUUAUGGUUCUCCAGGAGCAACUACAAGCUCGCGAACAACGCAUCGAGGAGUUGGAACAGUCGCUGUCCAGUACCGAUCCUGACGCCUCCACGAAGAUCACUAAGCGCGAUGACGAAAUUACUUGGCUGCGCGAGCUUCUUGCUGUCAGGCACGAGAACCUACAGGACAUUAUCGUCGCCCUUCAAAGUGAUCGUUUCGAUCGCGACGCGGUGAAGGAUGCCGCGAUCAGACUGAAGGCAAACCUCCAGAUGGAAGAACAAGAGCGAGAGAGGGCUAUGAAUGGCGGCUCUGCCAUCAACCUACCUAACAUUGCUCAGACAAUUCAGAACGCUUCACCUCGCGUGGCACAAACAAUCGGCCCACUGGCAGCUGCUUGGGGUAACUGGCGAAAGGGCAACCGCAGCCAGCCCUCACUCGGCAGCCUCUCUGGGGUCCUCAACUCCCCAGCGCCUCGACGAAACGCUACCCCAUCACGUAGCAACUCGACUUCCCAGAAUAACCCUCUGGGUGGUCUCAUGACACCUCCUGCUUCUGGGUUGCGUCAAACACCACCAGUAGACAGCAAGCCCCAACCCACCGCCUUUGCCAGUACUGGACGUCGCUUUCCAUCGCAAAGCCACGUCCCUAGUCGAGCACGUGGAGCUUCCAAUACCUCGCACCGAGCGGAGCAAGCUGUCAUCACGCCGCCGCCUGUAGAGUCCGAGGAUGAGCCUAUGACUCCUCCAAUGAUGCGAACGAGCGGUUACGACUCGGAUGCACAGCCCGGAGAUUUCGAUGAUAACGACUUCUUCGAGGAUUAA